This is a messenger RNA of Megachile rotundata (alfalfa leafcutting bee), 870 nucleotides long. RefSeq names its product ATP-dependent DNA helicase PIF1-like. The record is from RefSeq and is a predicted model, not a curated record. NCBI's taxonomy places the organism in Eukaryota, Metazoa, Arthropoda, Insecta, Hymenoptera, Megachilidae.
AUGCGUUUCUCGGCUCAAUCAACUGUUUUCGCCAAACGCAUAUAUGAGUUCUUCGGCCAAUUUGAUGAUUUACGCAAACGCAUAUAUGCGGCGUUAGUCCGCAAAGGGUUAACAUCGGCAGCGGAACAAUUCACUCAUCAUUCAUCAUUCCGAUUCAAAUUGAGAAAUUUGCUAAUCUUCGGGGUGAAUCCAAAAAAAAAAUUUGAAUCUAUGAUCAAUCCUGUUCGUGUAUUGAUUAUGGACGAAUAUUCAGUGGCAAGACCAGCACUUUUGGCUAUGAUCAACGACAGGUUACAGAGCGCGAAAGGAAACCGAUUUUUAUUUGGAGGCGUUUUUGUUUAUUUAGUUGGAGAUAUAUUCCAAUUACCCCCUGUUCUUGCACCUGCUUUUUUCUCUAAAAUGAAUGGAAACACUAAUUCUUUAGAUGUAAGAGGGAGAGAGAUUUUUCGAAGUGAAUUUAAGAAAGUAUUCAUUUUGACUUCAAACCACAGACAAGUUGGUAGCAGUCAAUCUGCCUUCAGAAACAUGCUGACCAACUUGAGUAGGGGUGAGGAUUUGGAGUCAAUAGUUAACUUUCUGAAUCAAAGAGUCAGAAAAGGAACGGACAACACCGAAAAUCACACAAUCAUUUCACACACAAAAGAAUUAGUUAAACAGACUAAUUACACAAAAUUGGAACAAACGCGAAUGCCUGUCGCUUUAAUAGAAGCAAAAAAUGUGCCUCGUGAUGCUGAAGCUGCUGAUUGUGGAUUUCCAAACAUACUGCAAAUUUCUGUUGGAUCUAAAGUCAUACUCAUAUACAAUUUGUCAGUAAGACAUGGAUUGGCAAACGGCUCUCAGGGAAUUGUGAAAGAUAUCAUCUACAUAUAA